UAGUCUCCUCCCUACAAUUUUCUUCCUGGUUGUGUGUGGAUGUAUUUUUCCAACGUGGACACGGGUUCCAUCCCCAAGGGAACAAAGCCAAGAGACAAUGGCGUGGUUUUUGACGGGGUUGUUGUUUUUCUCCAUCACUGGGACACUCGCUGGUGCCGAGUGUCACUGUAGCACUGCAGCUGACUGUGUCGUGUUCCCCUCUACUCCCUGUAGCCAGGUCGGUGAUCCAGACAGAUGUCAGGAAGGAUGGUUCGGUUCCUACUGUCAAAGACAAAAUAUUGCCUUAGGAAGAAGUGCCACACAGAGCAGUACUUUCAGUGAAUCCAGUGUCAGGACAGGGAAUACAGCACACAGUUUCGAGGCCUGGUACGCCGUGGAUGGCAGAGCUACCACCGACUUCUAUAGUAAACCACUGACAUGUACACAUACAUUAGGGGGGGUCCAGACAUGGACUGUGAACCUGAACAACUCAAACAGAGACAAGAUACAACACAUCAGGCUGUAUCUACGUCAGAACUUCCAAGACCGAAACAAUGGUAUGAAGAUAUAUGUUGGUGGGCAGCUUUGCAUCGGGUGGUCAUGGAAUACCUACCCGCUUGCUAUAACGGACUUCAAAUGUCAACAAGCACUGACAGGAAACAACCUCCAAAUACAGACAAGGAGUUUUCUCACGUUGUGCGAGGUGCAGAUAUUUGUUUGUAGUGACAGUUGGUUUGGUGAGGACUGUGACAAACAGUGUCACUGUUCACUAAACACAGACGUAUGUGAUAAGAUCACUGGGCAGUGUCUGAGUGGAUGUGCUCCAGGAUACAUGGGAACAGACUGUCAAACAGCGUGUCCAGAUGGUUCCUAUGGCAUCAGCUGUGCCUCCCAGUGUGGAAACUGCCUUGAUGGUCAUGUGUGUAACAAGUCAACAGGAAUAUGCCCUGGAGGAUGUGCAGAAGGAUGGAUGAACGAUACCUGUGUACAUCCAUGUCCUAAUGGUUACUAUGGUACGAACUGUGGCUUCCAAUGUGGCAACUGUGUGGAUGGUGACGUUUGCAUCAAGACAAAUGGAACAUGUCCUGGAGGCUGUGCAGCAGGGUGGAUCAACGACACGUGUCAUCAAGCAUGUCCAGAUGAUUACUAUGGUACUGACUGCACGUCCAAGUGUGGAAACUGUCUGGACAAAGAUGUGUGUAACAAGUCAACGGGAUUAUGUCCCAACGGAUGUGCAGCAGGGUGGAUGGAUAACACGUGUCAUAACGUGUGUGAAGACGGGAGGUACGGCAUCGGUUGCACGUCAGAAUGCGGUCACUGCAAGAGUGGUGCAGUAUGUGACAAAAUUAACGGAACCUGCGGGAGUGGAUGUGAUGGAGGGUAUUCAGGUGCUCGCUGUGAGAUAUGUGAAGACGGCAGGUACGGCAGUGGUUGUACGUCAGAAUGUGGUCACUGCAAGAACACCACAGUAUGUGACAAAACUAACGGAACCUGCGGGAGUGGAUGUGAUGGAGGGUAUUUAGGUGCCCGUUGUGAGCUGUGUGAAGACGGGAGGUACGGCAGCGGUUGUAUGUCAGAAUGUGGUCACUGCAGGAACGGCACAGUAUGUGACAAAACUAACGGAACCUGCGGGAGUGGAUGUGAUGGAGGGUAUUCAGAUGCCCGUUGUGAGCGCCUGUCAGUUACUGAUGAUAAAGAAGACUCUAUGGCUGGAAUAAUUGGAGGGACAGUUGCAGCUCUGUUGGCCAUCGCCAUCGUCAUAAUCGUCGUCGUUAUCAUCUUCAGGCGGAGGAAGGAACCAAAACAUGACAACGAGAGACUGCAGUCCACGAAAGAUAUGACUAACUUAAAAAUCAGAACUGAAAAGGCAACCAGAAAGAAUCCCAGUUCAACACCGCCGACAAAGGACGAUGAGGACGAAGAUGCAACCCUAGGUGUUGAAACUGAAGUGGACGUAGUUAACGACGCUUCCGCCACCUACUACAACUUUGUACCGCCUCACAUGACGCUGGGCACUCUGCAACAGUGUAUAAUUGAAAAGAAAACUAAGGCUACUUUUCCAACAGAAUUUCAGGCCAUCCCAUAUGGAGCGAGACACCCACAUACCGUCGGCAAGCAGCCUGAAAACAAGAAGAAGAACCGUUUCCUUGCUCUUUAUGCGUAUGAUGAAUCGAGGGUAGUGUUGGCAGAUGGGGAGGACUACAUCAAUGCCAAUUACAUCUAUGGUUAUGAUGAUACUCAAAAGUACAUAGCCACACAAGGACCCAAGCCGGAUACAGUCACUGACUUCUGGCGGAUGGUGUGGCAGGAGGACGUAACACAGAUAGUCAUGCUGACGAGGCUGAUGGAGUUGAACAAGAAAAAAAGUGCGAAAUAUUGGCCUGAUGCGACAAAGACCGAAACGUACGGAAACAUUCGGGUUAAUAACAAGGAUAUUACAACAAGAGCUGAUUACACAAUCUCUACUUUCUUGGUGCAAUGCUCUGGUGUCGAGAAAACUGUGACGCACUGCCACUUCACGUCUUGGCCUGACCAUGGUGUUCCUUCUGCUCCUGCCCUCGUCAACUUCUGGAGACUGGUGAAACAGGGGGAUAUGGGCUGGGGACCCAUGGUGGUGCACUGCAGCGCUGGAGUAGGAAGAACAGGAGCGUUCAUUGCCCUGGACUACCUGAUGGAUGAAGCUGAGGGUGACAACAGGGUCAACGUCUACAUGUGUGUUGGCAAAAUGAGACUAUACAGGAUGAACAUGGUCCAGACGGAGAGUCAGUACGAGUUUGUCCAUGAUGUCGUCCUCGAAGCACUCCACAGUCGGGGAACACUCUACACUUUGCCAGACUUCGACAAAACAUUCGGCCUCGGAGAAUCCUUCACCACCCAACAGCAGGCCAUGCUGAAAAAGGAAUUCAAGUUACUUAGAGAGCUAUCAUCUAACCUUACAGAAGAGGCAACAUCACAUGCACUGCUUCCAGAGAACUCGGACAAAAAUAGGAGCUUGGAUAUUCUUCCCGGAAAUAAUUCAAGGCCGUAUCUGUGUACACCUGUCCAGAAGCGAAAUGACUACAUCAACGGAGUUUUUCUACCAACAACUCUGCAUCUGUCAAGCCUGAUCGUCACCCAGACCCCGCUACCAGACACUGUGGUGGACUUCUGGAGACUUGUGUAUGACCAUGACUGUUUCACCAUCGUCUGUCUGGAUGACGCACAGGAAUCAACUGGAAUGUACCCUGAAGAAAACAAAGUGCUCAAACAGGGACCAUUCAAUGUUGUGCAAGUGGAAGCGGAUUCAAACAGAGAAUUCUACACGGAGAAGGAGUUGACGCUUGCACAUGGCAAGGAGAACAGCGAGAAGUCGAUCAGUGUGUUUUGCCUCCAAUCACUGGAUAUUCUGACCAACACUGAAGCCCUUCACGAGCUAGUCAGUAGAGUGGACAGGAUCAUCAGCUCUGCUGACCACAAGGUUCUGGUGCACUGCCAUGACGGCGCCGGAGCGAGUGGUGUGUUCUGUAGCGUCCUGAACAUCAUCACCAGGCUGAAGUUGGACAGAACAGUGGACAUCUUUCUCACCAUUCGGGAACUACAACGUGUACGACCCCAGUUCAUACAGACCUUUGAUCAGUUCAAGCUGUGUUAUAACAUGGUGAAGGAAUACAACCGUGCCUCCAAUGUCUACGCCAAUCUGUGAUAAAUGUGUAAUAAAGGUUCUCCGUAUACAGAGCAAAAGAACAACAACCUGUCUGAACCAGACAGAAGAUGAACUUACCUUGUGUUAUUAACUCUUUAUUUCCUGUACAUGCUGUGUCCAUGUUAAUGGUUAAGUAUAGCACUGAAGAGAUUAUAUGCACUUUUACCCAAUACCCAACGUAUAGUAAAUAUAUUUUGAUUUAUCUCGCACCUUGUUAAGACCGCUCUGUAUGUUAGUCCUAUCAUGUACCUUCUUCUUUAUUCUAAGCAAUAAAUGUAUACUAAUUGUCAAUUCAAUAAUAGUUCAUAACAUCGGCUUGAAAAACUGGACAUAGCGUACUUUGAUUGCAUUGAAAGAUGAUUGUAUCUAUAAGCAGGGUGAGACGUCGUGAUGGCGUCUUCCCGGAAUGCCGGAACCGGCUUCAUUGCUUUACAUGAUUAGAAUGUCUUUUAAUUGUCACAUCUAUUUUUCUUUCAUUUUCCUUAGUAUUACAGGCACCGCCCAUUACUAACCCCUACAUGUAAAUUGUACAUUCAAAUUUUAUACGACAACAACGGAUUAGUUCAGCAACCGCAACAUGCCGGCAUUCCGGGAACAAACCGUCGUCAUAGCGCCUGGUACCAAUGGGACUCAGACAAUGUAUAGUAGAGUAUGAGGAAACCUAUAAUGGAGCUAUAUAUGUAUGUAGCAUAACACACAAAUAAUUUAUCUUUUUGAUCUGCACAGGAGACUCAGUCCACAUCCCUUGUGCACGAUACAUUUGCCAGAAAUGAUCCAGGCAGGAGAAACUUGACUUUAGCCUUUGGAACAAGAGUGCCUUCAUUCAAUACCAUUUUAUAAAACUUUUUCGAUUUGUUAAUCUUCGUUUGUGCGUAACCAUCCUCAAUAGAACACCUUCUUGCCAAAUUCUUGAUAAUGUACUUGUUAAAUUACAUGUAACUGUCUCAUUUAAGGAAUAUACAUCUCUUGAUGUUCAGUAGAACGUGUGUUCACGUGUUCAUGUGGCCAUCUGUUUGAAAAGAAGCCUUACACUACAUCACCUUCAUCGCACAGUUAAACAAAUGUACACUAUAUAACUAGUUAACCUAAUGCAUGUGUCAAGGAUCACAACUACAAUAUCAUCAAGUAGCUACAAAUAAGGAACAACCUGUAUGUUAUGUAGAAAUUAAAACCGUUUCGAAGAAAAAUAAACAAGAGGUGUUCUACA
Molecule: messenger RNA, 4868 nt
Organism: Haliotis rubra (blacklip abalone)
Lineage: Eukaryota; Metazoa; Mollusca; Gastropoda; Lepetellida; Haliotidae
Product: receptor-type tyrosine-protein phosphatase alpha-like
Exons: 30
Coding region: 98-3661 (1187 amino acids)
Biological process (GO): protein dephosphorylation
Molecular function (GO): protein tyrosine phosphatase activity
Source: RefSeq, a predicted model, not a curated record